Molecule: messenger RNA, 1194 nt
Organism: Hirsutella rhossiliensis
Lineage: Eukaryota; Fungi; Ascomycota; Sordariomycetes; Hypocreales; Ophiocordycipitaceae
Product: kinase
Exons: 3
Coding region: 1-1194 (397 amino acids)
Biological process (GO): regulation of cytokinesis; mitotic spindle organization; protein phosphorylation
Cellular component (GO): spindle midzone; chromosome passenger complex; spindle microtubule
Molecular function (GO): protein kinase activity; ATP binding
Source: RefSeq, a predicted model, not a curated record
AUGGCCACACGAACUCUCGAGUCGCGCUUCGAGCGCAUGUCCGUCCAGGACGACAACGACGCUGGCGACAGCUCAAAACUCUAUCCCAAGCUCAAGCCGGCGCCGAGCUCAUCACAGCCCGCCCAUGGAAACGGCCGGACAAACCUCGUCAAAGUCUCGCUCCAGUCGCAGAACCACGGCGCCGUCGCUUCGGUGACGCUCCCGUCCCAGCCGGCCCAGCGCAAGGGAAACAACCCGCCGACAUCGCCUCAGCGGAGGCCGCUCCCCUCGGGCUCGAGCUCCUCCCGCGACUCGGGCGAGUCUGUCGACGAGGUCGAGGCCGCCUCCGCCCUGGUCGAGCAGCCCAGCCCGCCCAAGCAGUUCCAUCUCGGCAUGUUCGAGAUUGGUCGCCCGCUCGGCAAGGGCAAGUUUGGCCGCGUGUAUCUGGCCAAGGAGCGCACGAGCGGCUUCAUCUGCGCCCUCAAGGUGCUGCACAAGAGCGAGCUGCAGGUCGGCGGCGUCGAGCGUCAGGUCCGCCGCGAGAUUGAGAUCCAGAGCAAUCUCCGGCACCCCAACAUCUUGCAGCUGUUUGGCCACUUCCACGACACCAAGCGCGUCUUCCUCAUCCUCGAGUUCGCCGGCAAGGGAGAGCUGUAUAAGCACCUGAGGCGGGAGAACCGCUUCCCCGAGUGGAAGGCCGCACAGUACAUUUCCCAGAUGGCUUCCGCCCUCCGCUACCUGCACAAGAAACACGUUAUCCACAGGGACAUCAAGCCCGAGAACAUUCUCGUCGGCAUCCACGGCGAGAUCAAGAUUUCGGAUUUCGGGUGGAGCGUCCACGCGCCCAACCACAGGAGAAAGACCAUGUGCGGCACGCUCGACUACCUGCCUCCGGAAAUGGUCAAGCCCGGCUCGUUGGACAACUACUACGACGAAAAGAUCGAUCUGUGGAGUCUCGGCGUCUUGACCUAUGAGUUCCUCGUCGGAGAGGCGCCGUUCGAGGACACGCCGGUCAUGACGCAGCGGAGAAUCUCUCGUGUAGACAUGUCGAUUCCAUCCUUUGUCAGUGCCGAGGCUAGCGAUCUCAUCAAAAAGCUCCUCGUCCUCAACCCCGAAAAGAGACUUCCCCUCGAGCAGCUCCAACUCCAUCCCUGGAUUCUGAAGCACUGUGUCAAGGGCGAGAGGGCUGCCAACCGAGAAAAGGCUUUGGCAUGA